This is a messenger RNA of Trypanosoma conorhini, 831 nucleotides long. RefSeq lists its product as uncharacterized. The record is from RefSeq and is a predicted model, not a curated record. NCBI's taxonomy places the organism in Eukaryota, Euglenozoa, Kinetoplastea, Trypanosomatida, Trypanosomatidae. The annotation marks the transcript as partial. The transcript has a single exon.
AGAGCGCGUUUGGUGCACGGGCCUCCGACGGAUGAUAAGAAGCCGCCCGCCGAGUCAGCCUUCAAGAGCGUGUUUGGUGCACCGGCCGUCCAAAGGAUGACUAAGAAGCCGCCCGCCGAGUCAGCCUUCAAGAGCGCGUUUGGUGCACCGGCCUCGACGGAUGAUAAGAAGCCGCCCGCCGAGUCAGCCUUCAAGAGCGCGUUUGGUGCACCGGCCUCGGCAGAUGUAGGAAAGGAGGAUGGAUAUUCUCGUAGUAGCAGGUGUGGCUUGGCCUCACAGGUUAUUUCUGGUGUUGAGUUUGCUGCUUCUUCUAGUCCUCAAAUUGAGGCUACUGUGCGUGCUGAAGUUCCUUUCGUUUUAUCAUCGUUUGUGGUUCCUGCUAUUCCGUCAGAUGAUGAAGCAGAAGUUGUUAAUAGUGUGGUCUCUGAGGGUUCGAAGGAGGAGGUGGUGUCUGUUUUUAAGUGUCCUAUUAUUCCUACAAGUGGUGUGGAGGUGCAAGGCCUGAUGAAACGGUUUAUGGAUAACGUUGAAGAGUCGAAUGAUCUUCUUGUAAGUAAAGACAUGUCUUUAGAUGGGGUCAAUGUGUCUGCGAUGGCGCGCAAAUUUGAGGAAAUGUUGGCUGUGUUCCGAACAGAACUUCUUGAAGAGAUAAGGUGUGAGUUGCAGAACUUAAGUCUUGUGCCGCAGCAGACUUCGGAGGAUGGUCCGGUUGCAUUUCCUACAUCGCCCCCGGUAGAGAUACCCCCUGUGUGUCACAAAGGAAGUACGGCUGUUGGAUUCUCGCAGGCUUUGCGAGCUCAUCUCUCGAACGCGUUUCGUAAGCAUUACUAA